AUGACAUCAAAAUCAUCGUCUCAAGAACCGAUCCAUAGUGGUCAUUUUAUGACUUCGAAUCCGCAUAGUGACGAAUUGUUACCUGAUGAAGAGGUUGUUGGGGUUGUUGUUGAGGAUGAUGUUGAGCAUAUGCAAAACGAUGAGCAAAAAGUUCAAGAUUUACGCGAUUUGAAUGUUCAGGCAAGUUUUCUUAUGCUUAUAUCAUGUUUACAUAAUGAAUUUUGCGAAGAUUUUUGUGAUGAUGAAAAGCCAGUUACUUUUUACAAAUUCGGUCCAAAAAGGACGCAGUCAAUAGCGAUCGAUGUAUCUUUGAAUAAAUUGAACAAAUGCAUCAAAGUGGCUUAUAAUAAAAUGACCACACCGAAAUGGAAAGAUUUCAAAGGAUUACGAUUACAUUGGAAACAACGAAUACGUUUAAAUAAUGUUAUCUGGAGAGCUUACUAUAUGGAAUUUCGACGACCCGAUAAAGAUAAAUCAAAGAGAACGCCAUAUUGUUAUUUCACUGUACCAGACGAUGAUAUUACACAUGUUAAAAUCACGGGUACUAUUGUGGAAGGAAUGUACUGGAAGAGAAGUAUGGAUGCAUUGAAAGCUCAAUAUAAACGAUGGCGUCAUUUGAAAACGCGAAAAAGAGGACGACGCAGGGGUGUCAGUUGGAAUCAAGAGAUCAGUUUCGUCCCACAAUUAGCUGUAGAAAAUCCGAUGCCGAAAAACUCGUCUGCUGAGCACCAAGAUGCGGAUGAUUUAGAUAAUGAAUUCACUGAUACACUUUUUGCCAGUCUUAUGCAGCCGUAUACAUUUCCAAAUCCAAAAGAAAUAACACAAGGAUGUAAUGCUGAUGUGAUGCAACCUGGGCUGUUAUCAUUACAGCCAAGCAUCGAAGAAAUAAUGGCAUCUCUUGAUCCACCAGAGCAAUUGCUUAAUGAAAUUGGAAACUAUAACGCCUCAAACGUUUCCGCUACUUCACCAUGUACACCAAAAGAAUAUGAAACAACUUUCAGUACCCUUGCGAAUCCGAUCCAACAACCAACAAGACAGUCAUCCAGUAUAUCGCCACAAAUUCUUCUUGCUAAUUCACCUGCACCAACAUAUUCACAGGCAGCAUAUGAGAAUACACCUUUGAUUGCUACAAUGCCUUAUACAGCUGAUUCAUCUAGUUUGGAUUAUGUACCGCAAUUCCUUACAACCAGUAUGCAAUUUCCUUCAUCAGUUCUACCGAAUAGGACGUGGUGGAUAAAUUUCCCAUCUACUCCUACUCCAUCCUUGCUCAGUAAUCCUUCAACUCCAUCCGUUGUACACAGUCCAUCCAGUUCGAGUAUUGCUGUGAUAUCGUCUCUGUCGGUCAGCAGCCCGAUAACUGUUUCGCCAUUGUCGACCGUUGAAACACAUCUCAUCAAUAUUUCAUGUAAAGAUCCUUUAAAGGUUUUUCCUGCUUCAACUGAUACUUUAAAGUUCCAAACCGAAAGGUGGAGUGUUGCGGGGCCAAGUUCUUUAUCACCGCGUGGGAUUACUACUGACUCGAUGGAACAUGGAGUUUGGAAGCAGUUAUCACCAAACACAAAUGCCAGCUCAAAUUUACUUCUGGCGCCACAGCCUCUUUAUCCUCAAGAAGAGAGUCAAAUAUUGCCAAAAGUGAAUGCAGCAUCGUCACAUGAACGAAGUACUAUUCUCGCUUCUGGUACAACAUCGAUUAAACAGGAACAUGAGAAGGAUGAACGAGUCCAUCGUGCUCCAAAGAGCGUGGCAGCGGAUAGUACGAUUGAACCAGUGGAAAGGAAGCGUAUUCUGCAUUUAAAUGCUGAACAGAAUAGACGUUGUGCUUUGAAAGAUGGGUUUGAACAGUUGUUAAAUUCUUUGCCAAAUUUAUACGGCUGUGGUACAAAGCCAACAAAUGCUGUUGUUCUAACACGUGCAGCUGAACGUAUACGACAAUUGAAAGCUGAAAUUGCUCUUGAUGAAGAAAAAGCAAGACAACUGGAACAAAACAUACAGCGAUUAAAUGACAAAAUUGCAUCACUCCAAGCUUCUUUACCGUCUUCAUCGCGAACGACUACAAAUACAAUUAGUCAGAAAGCUGAAAUGGAACAGUUUCUGGAUCGGUAUACGAAAGAAAGAACGCGUCAGGAUUAUCGUUUUUGGAUUAUGGCCAAAAUGAUACAACCAUUGAUGGAGGCAUUGAUCGAAAGACUUAGUCAACUGCCAUCCGAUAGAGCUGUAGCGGAAACGAGUGAUUGGUUACAGACAAAUUUUCAACCAUCCACUGUAAGACCAAAUGCCUCGUCAAUGUUAGUACAUUUGGCAACACAAGCCGAUAUGUUGAACAAUCCGAAUGCACUUCAAGAAUAUAUUCAAAGAGAAUUGUCGCAGUAA
Acanthocheilonema viteae is the source of this 2370-nucleotide messenger RNA. The record is from the annotation of a GenBank genome assembly. Lineage: Eukaryota; Metazoa; Nematoda; Chromadorea; Rhabditida; Onchocercidae.